This is a messenger RNA of Solanum pennellii, 1574 nucleotides long. RefSeq names its product dual specificity protein phosphatase 1. Bases 285 to 1208 code for a protein of 307 amino acids. Gene Ontology annotation, cellular component: cytoplasm. Gene Ontology annotation, molecular function: MAP kinase tyrosine/serine/threonine phosphatase activity; protein tyrosine/threonine phosphatase activity. Gene Ontology annotation, biological process: protein dephosphorylation; negative regulation of MAPK cascade. Lineage: Eukaryota; Viridiplantae; Streptophyta; Magnoliopsida; Solanales; Solanaceae. The transcript is spliced from 8 exons. The record is from RefSeq and is a predicted model, not a curated record.
UGAAUUCUGGAAGAAUAUCCAAUGAAAAUGGUGUUAGGAAAAAUCCCCAAACUGGCUUUCUAAAUUUUCAUGUAUAUGGGUUUUACCCUACCUUAUCAUUCUUUUUUUGGGAAUUUGGGUAAGAUUUGAACAAUAACUAAAAGCCAUACUACAAAAUAAGGCAACUCUAACCACCAACUGCAAAUUCAAGAAUCGAAAAGGAGCCUAUUUUUCCUGUAAAAAUUCCCAAUGGAGCUGUUGUAAGAAGAAAGACCAAUAAGUUACUUCAUGUUGGAAUUCCUUAUAUGCAAUGCUUAAGUUUCCCUUGGGAGAGAAGUGUUAAACUUUGUGGUACUCAUGUAGUAGUUAUUCUUUCCUUCAAGUGUUUGAGCUGUCCUUGGGAGAAGGUAUUGGGAAAGUUCAAGCUAUUUCAAGGAAGAAACCGAGAAAUGGCUCAAGCUCUGGAGUAUUAUAAUGGGCAAAUUGAAGCUCUAAUGCGUGCAAUGUCUGUAGCAAAAAUCAUUCGAGAAGAUAAGAAUCCUUGUAUGAUUGAAGAGGGUCUCUAUUUAGGGUCCCUUGGAGCUGCCAACAAUAAAGUUGCACUCAAAAGCUUGAAUCUAACUCAUAUUUUGACGAUUGCUAGAGAUAUAAAUCCUCCUUAUCCAAAUGAGUUUGUCUACAAAGUGCUUUCUGUUCAUGACAGAGUUGAUGUAAAUAUUUCACAUUACUUUGAGGAAUGCUUCGACUUCAUUGAAGAAGCAAAAGGACAGGGUGGUGGUGUGCUGGUCCAUUGCUUUGCUGGAAAAUCCAGAAGUGCAACCAUAGUCAUCGCUUAUCUGAUGAAAAAGCAUGGUAUGAGUCACUCUGAAGCUUUUGAGCUUGUCAAGAGUAAAAGACCAGUCGUUUCUCCCAAUGCUGGUUUUAUGACACAGCUGGAAAACUAUGAUAAAACCCUUAAAGCCGUCAGACUUACCAAAACCACUGAAAGGGGAAAAAUUGAAGUGCAGCGGCAGUUUUCUAAAUUGUAUCAAGCAAAACAAUGCUGGGCUUGUUUCCACUUCAACAAGCACGAACUUUCCAGACAAUCAAAUAAACUCCCCAGUGAAACAACUGAUGCUUGUUACUUUUGUUCUGUGAAAUCAUUAACUCGAUCCAGUAACAACAAAUCUCCCAAGUCUAAGUGGAACUUGCUCCAUCAUUGUGCCUGGCAUCGCCCAAUGCAGUCCUAACCAUCUCAAAAUCUCACACCACAAGCAAGUCACCACUAAAUAAAAUCUGAAUACACCAAAUGUUAUUCUGUGAUAAAAGAGCACGCAGCGCCAUCUUGUUGAUUGUUUCAAACAGUAAGCAUUGUUCAUCCAAAAUGGGUGACCUGAAAUAAUUAUUCAUUUAGCUUUAUAUUUGGAGAAGACGGACGUGAGACUGUUCACCAAUUUUGGUUGAAGUGUCUUGUUUUGAUGCAUGUUUUUAGAUAGGAUCAGUUAUUAUAUGUUAUGUCAAAAAAGUAUUUGUUUUGACGUCAAACUCUUUAACAUUAACUAUUCAUUCCAAACAAUAGUAUCACAAACUUUUGUUGCCCCAUUUUUCUUUUUAAA